GCUUUGCAUUAAUGAAAAAGUCGGGUUUUGCCUCUUUGACAUGAACAAGAAUAUAUGAUCAAAUGUUGAUCAAGUGAUGGACGGUUCUGAUGAUGUUUGAAAAUGAUAAGGUGUUUACUGUUCAGCUAGCAACUUUGUGGUCAUAAGUUACAGGAACUACACAUUGACUUCAAUAGUCAGCUUUCUCUAAAGAAGUUGUAGUCUCUUGUGCUUCGUUCGGACACUUCGCCUGAGUCAUCCGAUCACGUCUAUUCUGAGGAGCUUAAUGAAUUCAAGUGUCGUAAACAACAAAAGAUAAGCAAGACUGAGUUAGUUAAAAAGGUAUAUUAUAAAAAACAUUAAUGGGCAUGGCUGCUGGUUUGAAGCGAGAUGCUUUUGUUAUUCUCCGAAUCAAUGGUGAAGAGCUGUUUGAGUUUUUGAAGAGCCCAACUUUUGAAUCGGAUACACUUUCCAUUUUUUCCGAGAUUGGAUUACCCGGUGGAUCUCUUCAAGAUAACAUUAUGGAGGCUUUUGUCAAACUUACCGUUGAUCAGGGAAUGCCUCCAGCUACAGAUCCUUGGGUUGUAAGUAACAUUGUGAAACCAGCACUACAAUCCCUUGGUGAUGUCUCUGGACAACCAGUUUCACAAGCGACAUUUUUGGUCGAGUUUAAAAGAGCUAUAGAGAGUAUGGCACAACAUCUAAAAGAGAAACCCGCGAUUGUGGCUCAUAGUCAGAAUACUUUUGAUGGAAGUGGCAUUAAGAAAUUGUUGUCAAACAAAUUUGAGUUGCAUAAGAUAAUGAAUUCUGCUAUAGAAAGUGUACGCAAAGGUCAAAAUGGAGAGAUAUCUAACGAAUAUUUCCAUGGUGCGCUUGAAAUUCUUGCCUCUUCAGCUGGCUUACCUCCAUUUGGAACUCAGGAUCAGAUGGAUAACAUUAGGGCUGAAGCUCUUAAAACGUUUGAGGUGAAUGAUCAGAAAAUGGUUAGCGAAGAAGAGUUCAAGAAGUUAUUGUCUCAAGUACUCAAGACUAUCAUGCAACUUUUAGAAGCCAAUCCGAUAUCAGUGUCUGUAAACUCAAUCGUGCACGAGCCACAUGCUUCGUCCUCAACCCCAUCUUCACCAUAGUACGUCUGUAAGUCAUUAAAAAAUGUUGUGAAUAGAAGAAAUUAAUUAUUGAGUCUUGGAGUAUUUGAUGAAGAAAAUGGCAGUUUGGACUAAUAUUGUGCCAUGUUCCCUUGAAUGAGGAAAAUGUAUAAAUAUGAAAUAUAGGGUGAAAAGUGGACUUGAGUUGUAAAUUGAAGUGGACUAGUUAAUUUUCUUUUUCUCAUA
Messenger RNA from Olea europaea var. sylvestris, 1310 nucleotides. RefSeq lists its product as uncharacterized. Lineage: Eukaryota; Viridiplantae; Streptophyta; Magnoliopsida; Lamiales; Oleaceae. The record is from RefSeq and is a predicted model, not a curated record. The transcript is spliced from 5 exons. The coding region runs from base 342 to 1106 and encodes 254 amino acids.